GCUUAUUUGCAGGUAGGCGAACGAAACCUCGAGUCCUUUGUUUUUGUUUUUGUCUGCUCGUCGUAGGAGGCAGCAGCAGGAGACAAGACGUGCUGUAGCGAACUUCUUCUUUGAAGAUCAAUCACUCAGUCUUCUCUUCAUUUGUGCCGAGCACUAACUGUAAUCAUGCCGAUCCCCAGGGCUAAAGCAGCUGAAGCUGUCGAUGACAUUAGUGUGGAUGAGGUUAAGAAAGAAGCCAAGGGCUUCAUUGACAAAAUCAUUAAAGAUGUUGGUAAAACAUCGGCCACUCAGCAAAUUGCAAUUGGCACUGCGUCAGGCUGGUGUACUGGUUAUCUUGCCAUGAAAGUUGGAAAGGUUGCCGCUGUUGCUGCGGGGGGUGGUAUUUUACUUCUUCAGUUGGCCGCACACAAAGGCUACAUUAACAUCAAUUGGGACAAAUUAUGCCGUCAAGUUGACAAAGCUACUGAUAAAAUUGAGAAGGAAGCCACAGGCAAGGGUCCAGGAUUCAUGGAUAAGAUGGAGAGAUUUGUUGACCGCAAACUGGACAAGGCAGAAGAUGCUCUUCGUAACAACAAGCGCAAAGCCCGUCGCUGGUGGAAUUCAUUGUCAAAGGAGGAUGGAUCUUUUGAAAUUACUAAGUCCCACAUAUUCCAUACUGGCUUUUUCUUGGGCCUUGCUAUCUCUCUUGUGAUUCACCGUCGCUAGAAGUCCAUGUUCGUGUAACAACUCACAGCACAGGAGAGUUAGCUGUCUCUUGUCUCUUUCAUGGUGAUAAGGAUAUUUUGUCUCAGUAUUUUCUUUAAGUAUUUAUCAAAAUCAACCCUAUGUUUUUAUUUAAUACUUAAGUCUUAGCUGGGAGAGAAUAAUGUUUUUGGGGCAUUGUGAGCUCAACAAAGACUUGAUUUUCUUUCUUUCUCUUGUGUGAAUACAUGUUAUCUUGAUCAGUUAAGAAAGACCUCAAUACAUCCUAAUGUGCUAUUCCAAUUAUGACAUAAAUAAGUUAGUUAUUUUUUUUGUGUUAAGUAUAUACUGUUUUCAGUUUCCCCAAAAGCUGACAUCCUUGUGACAUCUAAUUCAUGCUAUUGUUAGUUAACAAUGCAUUCAAUUCUUCCCAUUUCCUCUAUGCCUUGUUAAUAUGCUGCACUUUUUAAUUUUUACACAAUGUUUAGAAUCUCUUCUGCCUUUGUUUUAUUAUUUUGUGGUUUGACUGUUUCAAUUUUCUUUGGCUUGCAUUUUUAUUUACUGUCAUAUCAAUGGACCAACAUUUAAUAUAGCUGUAAAUCAUUUACCAACUGUAUAUAAUUUUUUUCUCACCACCACUUGAGGUGCAAACAUGGAAGUUUAUUCUAGAUCCACCUUUACUUUUAAAUGUCAACAAUGCUGUUUAUUUUGCCUAGUCUUUUAUGUUGUAGUUUUUUUUUCUAAGAAUAAAAUAAGCAAACCCGAUGA
This is a messenger RNA of Thrips palmi, 1449 nucleotides long. Its product is annotated as FUN14 domain-containing protein 1. Gene Ontology annotation, biological process: autophagy of mitochondrion. Lineage: Eukaryota; Metazoa; Arthropoda; Insecta; Thysanoptera; Thripidae. Gene Ontology annotation, cellular component: mitochondrial outer membrane. The transcript is spliced from 4 exons. The coding region runs from base 166 to 705 and encodes 179 amino acids. The record is from RefSeq and is a predicted model, not a curated record.